Molecule: messenger RNA, 3153 nt
Organism: Hippocampus zosterae (dwarf seahorse)
Lineage: Eukaryota; Metazoa; Chordata; Actinopteri; Syngnathiformes; Syngnathidae
Gene: wdr45b
Product: WD repeat domain 45B
Exons: 10
Coding region: 303-1337 (344 amino acids)
Biological process (GO): protein lipidation; nucleophagy; protein localization to phagophore assembly site
Cellular component (GO): extrinsic component of membrane; cytosol; phagophore assembly site membrane
Molecular function (GO): protein binding; phosphatidylinositol-3-phosphate binding; phosphatidylinositol-3,5-bisphosphate binding
Source: RefSeq, a predicted model, not a curated record
CGUCACUUGUUGAAUUGUUUGACUUUUUUCAUCAUCUGCAACACAAACAGCUGCACGCACGGUUUAUUUUGUUUUUGCAACACGCUCGUUUAUCAAAAAAGAGGAAUAAUCCAACGGAAAUUUAGCCCGACCGAGAGUACUUGACAAGUCUCGGCUAAACAGGAACCAGCGUCCGUUGCAUCCUUCCUUCGACACGCAACCAACUUGGGAGGAAUGAUGACGCUAGCCAGUUAGCCAUCCGAGCAGCAGUAGUUGGAUUACUGAUUACACAAAUUGGAAUUUGGGUAGCCUCGCGCGAAACGAUGAAUUCACUGCUGUCAAAACCACAAGGGAACGGACUCCUUUACGCUGGAUUUAACCAGGACCACGGAUGCUUUGCGUGUGGAAUGGAGAAUGGAUUUCGGGUUUACAACACAGAUCCUCUUAAAGAGAAGGAGAAACAAGAAUUCUUGGAGGGCGGUGUAGGCCAUGUGGAGAUGCUUUUCCGGUGCAACUAUCUGGCGCUUGUGGGUGGAGGAAAGAAACCCAAGUACCCCACCAAUAAAGUCAUGAUUUGGGAUGACCUGAAGAAGAAGACGGUCAUUGAGAUUGAGUUCUCCACAGAGGUGAAAGCUGUCAAACUUCGACGUGACAGAAUUGUGGUGGUCCUGGACUCCAUGAUUAAAGUUUUCACCUUCACCCACAACCCCCAUCAGCUGCACGUGUUUGAGACCUGUUUCAACCCCAAAGGUCUGUGCGUGCUGUGUCCCAAUAGCAACAACUCCCUUCUGGCCUUCCCUGGCGCUCACUCGGGCCACGUUCAGAUUGUGGACCUGGCAAACACAGAGAAGCCCCCGGUGGACAUCCCUGCCCACGAGGGGGCGCUGUGCUGCAUCGCCCUCAACCUGCAAGGGACCCGAAUAGCAACGGCAUCAGAAAAAGGGACACUGAUUAGAAUUUUUGACACGUCGGCUGGUCAGCUCAUACAGGAGCUGAGGCGAGGCUCUCAGACGGCCAAUAUUUACUGCAUAAAUUUCAACCAGGAUGCAUCCCUCAUUUGUGUAUCGAGCGACCACGGAACGGUGCACAUUUUUGCAGCUGAAGACGUAAAGAGGAAUCGGCAAUCGAGUUUGGCCUCCGCCGGCUUUCUUCCCAAAUACUUCAGCUCCAUGUGGAGCUUUUCCAGGUUCCAGUUGCCCUCGAGCUCCCCGUGUUUGUGUGCCUUCGGAACUGAGCCCAACGCUGUCAUAGCUAUUUGUGCUGAUGGCAGUUACUACAAGUUCCUGUACAACCAGAAAGGGGAGUGUUCCAGAGAUGUCUACGCCCAGUUCCUGGAGAUGACAGAUGACAAAAUAUGACAUUUCAAUGCCUUUGAGGAGGGCACAAUUACAAAGCUGAGUUUUCUUCCCCCUGCGCCCCCCAUUUAUCCAGAAUGGACCAGUACUUCAGUUCUCUUGAAUGACUCUGCUGAAGGAGCUUCAACUGAGAAAAAAAAAAGACACGCAAAUUGUCUCUGGAUUAUCAGGGCGAUGUUGAUGCCCACUCUUGAACCAAUCGCGAGAGAAGAAGAAAAAAAAACAAAAGCGAGGAAUUGUUUUGGACAUCAGUCCUUUUUACGAUGUCUUCCGAUGACUUUCCAGUGAAUGGCUGUGUUUUUGUUUUUUUUUUUUUUAGGCAUAGAUAGUUCAGAGAGAUUUUUGUCAACUCACGCCGCCUGAGCUAAUUCUAGGGAGUGCCUCUUGAGUGGAGCAAGAACCUGCUAACAGCUUGUCGUGUAUCACAUGGCAUGACGAUACAAACGCAUCACUGCGGGUGUGUGUGUUCUCCAAGCCGGGUCACAAAGAGCAACCAUGCAUACAUGGGGGGGGGGGGGGGGGGGGGUUAAUACUUCAUCCUUCACACUUUUCAAGGCUGAAUAUUAAUUGCAUACCGUUAUGCAUAAUGAAGUUGAAUCAUUUGCCUCAAGCUUCUUUUUUUUAAUACAUUGUGCAAUAUUUUUUUACUUAGCUGGUAUACAAGUUUUGCUAUCACCAAGGUAUGAUUUUAUUACUAAAUCUAGCCAAGUGUUAUGGCUUUUUUUGUUCAAGAGGCAAUUUUUUUUUUUUGCAAUAAUUUGCUUUACGCGGCACAACUCAUUUGAACAUGUUAUUGUGAUUAAUUUUGUUUGUGGAAUAUGAUUUAGGCAGCAAAAUCCACCUGCUUUUUAUACAAUUGCAAGUGGCGGCCAUUUUACCACUCGCUGUCAACUGAAAAUGACAUCACAGUUGCUCAAGGCUCAGCUUGCAAACGUCACUUGACCAAUCUCAGAAAACCGGUGAUUGGUCGUUACCUGAACACUGAUGUCAUUUUCAAUUGACAGCAUGUGGCAAAAUGUCCGGGUGGAUACCGCAAUAUUAAUCAGAACAGCGUGUUUAGACGAAUGGGGGCACAUAGAACAAUAUUGGAAACAUGUUUUUUGUUGACAUCCCUUAAAAAUAUCGCGGAGUCAAUAAUGCAAACAAUGAUGCGACUGCAAACGGACAAUUAACUUGGAAUCAAUCCUGAAAAUUAAAAAAAAAAUCCAACAACUUGCGCACUUAGAUUUUUUUUAGGGUGUACAUUUGACUGAGCAAAUUCAUGGUUAUUGCUCAACUAAAAUGUGUUUAAAUUUAAAAUGUUCUUCCACAAGAUUGAUUGGAGCAUCUCAAACUCCUCAUACGGUUACAAACGUGUCACGUCUGACAACAAAAAUUAGAAAAUGCUAGAAAAUCACCUGAUAGCCAACUGCGGUUUGCUCCAUGUAUCAUUGCGUGACAGGACACAUGAUGUCAUAUCCGUACAAUGUACUGUACUGAUAACCUGCUUCUUUCCGCGCUCUGCUCUUACAUUUUCAACUAAUGCAAAUUGGGGAGUUAUCUUUUGUGACUAUGUGUGAGAGCACUUACACCGGCCUAAUUAACAGCAAUUUUUAAAAAUAUGUUCCCAUGGGGUCCAUAACAGCAUGUUUACCGCGACAUUUCACUCGUGUUCACCAGAUUGUAUAUUGGCACUGUUUUCCACCUGUUCAUCACCGAACAUUGAAGGGAUGCCACGUAAAAAGUGAAAGACAGCUGAUAAGUAUGACAUUAAUUCUGAUUGUAAAGCAUAAACUGCGUUAACAUUUGGGAAUUAAAAAUAGCAGCUUUUCCACUUGAA